AUGCCUCUGUCCGCCGUGGCGUUCGGCCUCGCCCGCGUCGGCUCCUGGAUCGUGUCUGACAAGGCCUGGGGUAUCGUGGAGAGCACCCUCGGCAACGCGACCGAGUGUGCGGUCGCGUACGGCUUGGUCGGCUCGCUGAAGUGGGGCGCGGCUCUGCUCUCCGUCGCAUCGUUCCUCUGGCGCGGUGGCGAGAGCCUGCAAGCUCGCGUCGCCGUCGCGCCGUGCACGCCGACCGACUAUCAGGAAGUGACGAGUCUAGCUCCGAGCGAGAAAGCCGAGGAGGACGGGAGGUUGUGGUAUAUGGCGACGCCCGACGGAGACGUCUACCCUCACGAGCUGACGGUCCAGGCGCUGCGCAUCAUCGUGCCGUACGACAUGAGGGAUCGGAGGCAGCUGCUCAACAGAGAAGGGGCCAACCCGGUGGGCGUCGGCACGUACGGCAGGGACUGGGUCAUGAGCCCCGCGGCCUUCGCGCUGCAGUUGCGGUUCGUCUUGGGGCAAUCGCUCGACGAGGUGCUGGAGACGGCGGAUCUCGACGCCUUCGUGGUCGCGUCGGGGUUCGGCAUGGCGAUGAAGGGGGGCCGCACGAUGUUGGUGCGGGCUCUCCCUCCUGACGGUGGCGACGAGCUCGACGCGCGCGUGCUCGCGCUGCGGGCCAACGCCACGGAGCGUUUCCUCGGGAUGCGUGAGGCCGUGGCGGAGCUCACCGAGACGCACUGGGACUUUUUCCCGAUCAGUGGGCCCCGCACCGUGAAGUGGGUGUGUGAGUUCGUGCGAGAGAAUGACGUGACAUUCAGAUCUCGGCACGCCAAGUUCAAGGCCGAGACGGGGCUGUCAUCCUCGGACCAGGACGUCUCCGUCCACGAGCUCUGCUGCCGCAUCAUGCACCUGCUGCUGACGUACGAUCAGCUCAAUGGCAGCGAGCUGUCGUGUGCGGAGCUGGUGUGCCGCCGACUCCAGAUGGCCGAGUACCGCCAUCGCGAGAGGAUUCUCACGACGUCCCGAGGUGACGAGCUGCUCGAGGACUCGCACCUGUACCUCGGGACGGGCGAGACCCGCGGGCUGGUCUGCAUCUCGCCGAAGCUGCUCGCGUUCGUGACGGACGAGCUCCACAAGGAGAGCCUCGUCCUCAAGGAGCGGCGGAAGCUGAAGGAGGAGCGGAUGGCCUCGCGGGGGGACGACGCACACGGUGGUGGCGGCGGCGGUGACGGGCGGGCGCGUCUCUCAGGGAUGCAGAGCACCGUCGAUCGGCAGAAGUCGGAGAUCGAGAAGUUGAAGAAGCAGUUGGCGGGUGGACCCAAGGGGGCUGGCGCUCCCUUCCACUUCACGAUCAUGGUGGUCCAGCGGGACAUCCUCCCGAUCCCGCUGGACCUGGCGACUGCGCACUUCGAGCGGCGCAACCACAAUCAGCUGGCCGUCGAGCUGUGGACCUGCGAGGUCGUCGCGGCGCUCAACUUCCUCAACGGGCGCCUGGGCGGCGACGGGUUCGACAAGCUAUCGGCGGCGCAGCUCACUGGCAUCGAGUCGCUCUACGGCCACCUGUUGGAGUUCGGGCCUCCUGAUGUCAGUCCCACGGCGGCCUACACUGAGCUGCGUGGUUGUUCUCCUGGGUGCGACAUGUCCCCAGCGAAAGCGGUUCUGUUCACCGAAGGGAGCGUCGCGGUGCCUUCGGACUCCAGGAAGUGCGAGCCCGCCUACCUGUUGUCGGAGUCCGUGCGCGACUUGUGGCAGGACUGGGAGAAGCAUCUCUUGCGCCCUCGUAAGGAGUGGCUUGCCAAUGUGCCACCUCACUUCGACGCCAGGUUGAAGAGCUCGCCGAAGCUAUACGCCAGUUUUUUGCACGAUUUGUUCAAUGCGGGCAUGAUCGAAUUCACCAGCGAGCGCAAGCACGCGCUCGCGCCGUUCUUCGUCGCCAAGCGGGACGGGAGCGGCCAGCAGCGGAUGGUUCUGGACACCCGGCGUGUCAAUCGUAUGUUUUAUGACCCCGACGUCGCCGAGCUGCCGACGGCAGGCAGCUGGCAGAGCCUACGGCUCGGGACCGACAGCAGCCUCUUCCUCGGUCAGUGUGACAUCGAGGCAGCCUUCUAUCGCUUCCUUGCACCGCCUGGUCUGAGCGAGCUGAUGGUUCUUCCGAGUAUCGAUCGCGGUGCUCUUGCCAACGUGCUGCCGAGCGGCACACUCGACGGCGUCGUCGGCCGCAGGUGUUCGCCUUGUCUGAAGGUGCUGCCCAUGGGCUGGAACUGGAGCUUGUUCUUCUGCCAGCACGCCGUUGAGGGUAUGCUGAGGACGGUAGGCAUCGGUGACCACAGGCUCGUCCACGAGAGGAAGGUGAUUCCCGACCUCGAGAGCGAGACCGUCGCCGCCGCCUACGUCGACGGCGUCGCCGUGAUCGUAGCCGAGAACCUGGACACGUCGACGCAGCAGUUCCAUGCCAGAUGCGACGAGCUCCUGAAGGCCAACAGCACAGAGGCCAGGGAGUUCAUGGCCAAGCUCGAGGUGCACGAGGGCAAAGGGGACGGGGAGCUGGCCGCGAGCGCACUCGAGAGGGCGAAGAAGACAGUGGCAGCGGCGGCGGAGAAGGCAGAUGCCGCCCAGCAGGCGUUGCUGGGGGGCAUGGGCGUUGAUCCGGAACCGUUACCAGACCUCACCGACGCAGAGAUGGCAUGGCUGGUGGACGAGAGCCAACGAGCAGACCCAGUCGACCAGCCCGAGAAGCACAAGCGGUGGAUGGAGACCAGGCCGCGCAACGAUAUGUCUCCCAUGGCACGGGCGCUCGCAAUGCAGGAGCGCCGGAGGCUGGCGCCAACGCGCCUGCCGCAGUCACGAGCGACUGGCGGCCAGGAGGCGGGGGCAUCAGCUAGGGCGGCGGCGGCAAUGCCAGCUCGCAUCGGCAUGGCACACCUGGCUGGGGCCACCGAAGGGGGCAUCUCCCCAUCAGGUAGCAGGGGCAGAGCGGCCAUGGCGCGGGCGGCCACAGGCAAGGGGCUCAUCAUUAGAAUCACUGACAGCGUUUACGCGUGGACAGGCAAACGUCUGAGUGACCGUAACGAGCACCUGCUGAGCCGCGCGUUGGGGCUGCUGCGGGAGACGGGCUUGCCGUGGACCAUCGGGGGGGAUGCCCAACAGACGCCGAAGGAGCUCCAGCGCAGCCACGGCGCGCAGCGAGCAGGACGCCGCCUCGCACUAGCGGGCGCCAAGAGGCACCGCCAGGGCCCCUUCGGCGACGCGCAGAAUGGGAGCAGGCUGGCCGAGGAGGCCCGUGCCAGCGUCCGCCAGCAGCUGCCGGCGCUGGAGGGCGUCGCCGGGCGCGCGGGUGCGGUGUCCGCGGCGUGUCGGGAGGCGGAGCGGUUGUGCAGGAGCGCCGGGCGAGUGGCUGACGCGCUGCGGCGCGCGGCCGGGGAGCUGGUGGGCCUGCGGGAGGAGGAGGGCGCGCAGGACGCCGCACAGGACGAGCGCCAGGCGUCCGAGUUCGAGGCCGCGUGGCAGGGCACCGGCGAGGCCGCACGCGCCUGCGCCAGCCGCAUGGCGGAGCUGGUCGCAGCCCUGACCGCCACGAUGAACGACAUCCAGGCGGAGAGGCAGCGGUGCGUCUCGGAGGCCGGGCUCACCGAGGAGGACCUGGUGAAGGCCGAGGUCAGGUUCAAGCUGCAGAUACGGCAGCCGCGGUGGUGGCAGUGGUGGCGCCGGGCUGCCUCCGCGGAGGAGGCCGCCGCGAGUCAGGAGCUCGGCGACCGGCGCACGCUCACGGUCGCGUCGCUCGUGAGGCUGGAGAAGCGGCUGGACGCCGCAGAGGAGUCCAUGCGGUCCGCGUGCGCUGAGGUGCUCGGGGAGCUGCGGCGGGCGCCCCACCCUGUUGGCGAGUCGCUUGUGCUGUGCUCCGGCAGCGGCGGCCCGGCCCCGCCGCCCCAGGGGCCAAAGACGAGAACGCCGGGCGAGCGUGUCCAGGGGCUCAUCAGCAGCAUGUCCACGGCCGAGGGGCGAGAACAGCUGAGAGCGGCCGAGGAGGACAGCACCGCCCACUCCCGCCAGCGGCCCGCGGAGGUGGAGGAGGCGAGGGAGCUGCGGGCCCCGCCGGUGGAGGUGCUUGGCACCGGGCAGUGGCGCGUGAGGGGAAUCUACGAGCACCAGGCCCUGAAGGCGGGCCUCCGCCUGCUGGACGAGAAGUGGGACGACCAGGGGGCCACGGAGCCCCUCCGCCUCGGGCAGUGCGAGGCGCCGCUGCUGCGCGAGGGGCUCUUCCGACAGCUGCUGACGGGAGCCCUGCACCUGAAGGCGAUUCCCGCAGCCGACGUCGCGGCAGCCCAGGGGGACCUCGAGCAGCUGUCGCUGCGCCAGCUGCUCCGGCUGCGGGUGCUCCACCUCGACUUCUGCCCAAGCGGCCGCGGCGCCGACUCGGUAAACACGGUGGGAGGGGCGCACGAGGCCUUCCUCGGCAAGCUGGACGUCGCCCUCUUCCGGGGGAUCGGGAAGACGUCGCUGGGAGGCCUCGCGUUCGACGCCGUCGACCCGCACAAGGCCGGGCGGGAGGCGGUGCUGCUGACGGCGGCUUCCGCGGGCAUCUCGUGGCCGCAGUGGUGGUGCUGGUGGCUCAGCGACAGGCACCGCGCCUUCUUCCACGUGGAGCAGUGCGUGUUCCGGGCCGAGUUCCCGGGCGCGAUCGGGGGAGUGCUGGAGGUGACCGACCUGUCCCGGAGGGACCGGCACGCGUCCGGCGGCGGGGUACGUUGGCUCGACUGGCGAGUGGAGCACGUUCACGAGGAGUCGAGCCUGUUCGCGACCCUGCCGAAGGCCGGCUUGGGCUUCCCAGAAGCAGAGCUGAAG
Molecule: messenger RNA, 4821 nt
Organism: Prorocentrum cordatum
Lineage: Eukaryota; Dinophyceae; Prorocentrales; Prorocentraceae
Source: the annotation of a GenBank genome assembly